This is a messenger RNA of Suillus bovinus, 1539 nucleotides long. RefSeq lists its product as uncharacterized. Lineage: Eukaryota; Fungi; Basidiomycota; Agaricomycetes; Boletales; Suillaceae. The transcript is spliced from 11 exons. The record is from RefSeq and is a predicted model, not a curated record. The coding region runs from base 1 to 1539 and encodes 512 amino acids.
AUGUCCGCACGUAUUUCAACUUGCGAGCCACGAAAAUGCGAAGAAGAAAGCUUUAGAAAACUGCUAUUUGGAUACCUAAGACGUCAAGGAAAGUUCGUCAAGCUGGGCCAGCACUUGAGCACCAAGCAAAAAAGAGGAUGUGCCACGCACUACAAUGUGCACUACAAAAAUGUUUCGAAUGACUCGGAGGAUGAUAGAGAGGAGGAUGGAGGUGAUUCUGACGCCAUUGAGUCGGACUUAGAACUUGAACCUGCGAAACCUCAAGGCUUGUAUCGACCUAACAAACUCCGUCGCACAUAUGCCAUGCAGGAUGUUACUGCAUUAUUUGAUGAUGAUGAGCUCGACUCCGAUGGUGAGCAGGUGGAAAUCGCCAAUGGUGAUGAUUCAGAUGCUGGGCGUGAGGAGAGUGACAACGAGGAACCAGAGACCAUGGCCAUGAUGCUCUCUGAUGAGGUCCCUUCCAUUGUCGCCGACAAGGUCAAGUCCGAUGUUCGAUCAUGUGGAAAAUCCCAGUCUGCCCGGGACCAAAAACACACUGCAGAGAUUCCAACAUGGCGCGAUGUCGACAAUGCUGUUUCAGAGUCUGUAGACGAAACUAGUACAACAUGUGGCAAUUCCUCAGAACCCUACUCCAGUGAUUUGGAAGGCGCCCCCAAACCUACCUCCGCAGCUCGUUCAGCUCAGAAUGUCGCUUCUCUCAUUCAAACGGAGAAGGGUAAUAUCAAAUUACUUGAUCAAAACCACGAAACUCGUCAAGUCAUUCGGAAUGUGAUUAUUGAUGCCAAGUGUCACAUUGUCUUCAUCAAUGCUUAUCCUGAACUUGUUGAUAAAAACCAGAUCUCGUUGCAAUCUUUGUUGAAGGUGGCUCAGGAUCUUGGCAUACAUGCCAUCAAACAAUGUCUUCAAAAAGAUGUGCAGUAUGCUUCUCACCUUGCUAGCUUGGUCGAGCUGCGCAUUCCCUUAUUGUGCUGUGACUUGAAAAUGGCCGCAUGUGCCAACAUCAAUAGCUACUUUUGUCUCAGCCAGAACAUAGUCAAGGCAAAAAAACUUAUGGAGAAGCAUGCUUAUGUAUAUGCCUUGAGGUUUGAUGCCAAUGACGAUGCAUCACCCAUAGGGAAAAAGCCCUACCAGGGUGACCUACUGAUCUUUCUCUUAUGUGACGGAGUCUUCAUUGGAGCAAAGUCUAUUGGUGUCAAGUUCACUGAGUGCUUCAUCGAAAUCAGUCGUAACAAGGCCAAUCGCCCAGAAAUACCAAUUUCAAUACUAGCACUCGUGGCAACAGCGGUGUAUGCAUUCUGGAAGACACUCGGUUCACCAGGAAAGUUCAACUUUACUGGGAAUCAAUUCAGUGAAACAUAUAUUUUUCACAUCAAGUUCCUCAAGAACUUAAAGAAGGACGCACCUGGGAAGUUUCACUGCAUGAUGGCCGACAUUUAUGAAGCUGUACAGGUCUUGAAACGAAAGGGGAACGAUCAUAUGGUCAGUGAGCAUCAAGAUGCACUGGCGCUACUUGACCUCGAUGGAAUGGCUGAGGAUUAG